AUGGUUAUGAAGACUACGUACCUCUAUCCCUCCACCUACACGAACACAUUUCCCUCCUCAGAAAAUGACCAAACGGGGUCUUACCUAAACGCCUUGUCCCGUGCAAAAGGCAAUGCUCCCGCACUGGCCGCUCUUUGGAUCGCCUGCGGCGCCGAAGCAGAAGCUCUCGGCUAUCGCGCAGAUGGUAAUCACCAAAACGGCAUAGAUGCUUAUUUCUUGAGGCUGCAGCUCACCCGCAUCCUCGGUCAACUGGUCGCAGCAGCGAUGGAAGCCGGUAAGGACGACAAUUGGAUCCAAGAGCGCUUUGCUUGGGAGAUGUGGCCCGAGAGUCGCAUCGCCGAGUAUAAUCGCGGUUGUGUUGCUUCGUCUAUCUAUGAGAACACUUAUGGGAGGCCGGAGUAUGGACACUUCUAG
Mytilinidion resinicola is the source of this 414-nucleotide messenger RNA. RefSeq lists its product as uncharacterized. The record is from RefSeq and is a predicted model, not a curated record. Bases 1 to 414 code for a protein of 137 amino acids. NCBI's taxonomy places the organism in Eukaryota, Fungi, Ascomycota, Dothideomycetes, Mytilinidiales, Mytilinidiaceae. The transcript has a single exon.